AAAAAAAUUAGUGAAUAAAGUAGGCCUUGGUUUUGGAAAAGUCUAAGCUGUAUGCUACAUUCAGUUGUUUGCUCUAGACGGAUUUCAGUCGUUAGUCGCACCUCAACCGUAUAAGUUUGAUUUUUUUUCCAAAUUCAACUUCACUAACGAUGGUUCAUCUGGUGCAGAGCAAGGAGGAUCUCGAUCAGCGGGUCCUCGAGGCCGGAGACAAGCUAAUCGUGAUCGACUUCUUUGCCAACUGGUGUGGGCCCUGCAAGAUAAUCAGCCCCAAGCUGGAGGAGCUGGCCCAGCAGUAUGCCGACAGCGCCGUUGUCCUCAAGGUGAACGUGGACGACAACGAGGACAUAACUAUCAAGUACAACGUGACCAGCAUGCCUACGUUCGUGUUUAUGAAGAACGGGGCCGUAGUCGACAUCUUCGCUGGCAGCAACUCCGACAAGCUGGCCAAGUCCAUGGAGAAGUAUGUGACCAACGUCUGCGAGUGCCAGUUGGAGUGCGACCAGCUCACCGACGAGCCGGGCCCUAGCGAGGGUGGGAGCGCUCAAUCAAUCAGCUCAAUCGAAUCGGGGACUGCCGAGGCUGAGGAUGCAGCUGCCGCCGACACCACCAACGAUGGCGCUAUCGAGGCCAUCGACCAGGAGGGUGUUCUGGAGAAUUAAACAACCUUACAAAGCCUUAGCCGCAGCCCCACACCACACAAAAGCACAGCAAAGUAAACACCAAACAAAAUCGACCAUGAGGCCAUCGACCAGCAAAAGGCUCCUGGAAAACGAUGGCACAUGAGCAGCAGAAAUGGGAUACGCAAACGGCAUAUACCAUUUUGUGUGACACUAAACAGCCAGCAAUGCAAAAACACAAGAAAACAAUCUAAGAAUCAACAACACAAACUAGAAAUGGUAACGAUUGGCGGCACAAUCAGCCAGCCAAAGAGCCAACAACAUAAAUUUGAAGUUAUUCUAAAACAUUAUUCGAUGCUAUCGACCAGCAAGGGCUGCCUGGUUUUCGAUAGCAAUCUGAUCAAUGGAGAUACACACGCUAUAAGUAAUGAUUAACCGACUGUCUAUAGGUGCAAUGACAGCCAGACGACAUGAAUUCCAUGCGUAAUUGAGCGGGGCUACCAAUUACGCAUGGUGCACCCCACACACUCACACACAUGUGUGUUAAUAACUGUUCUUAAAAACUAAACACUAAUUAACUUGCAAUAACCACAAAUUGUUGAAUUGUUAAUAAUGCUGACUAAACAUGAACACAUAUGGAGUAGAA
Drosophila guanche is the source of this 1263-nucleotide messenger RNA. RefSeq names its product thioredoxin-2. Bases 150 to 659 code for a protein of 169 amino acids. The transcript has 3 exons. Lineage: Eukaryota; Metazoa; Arthropoda; Insecta; Diptera; Drosophilidae. Gene Ontology annotation, molecular function: protein-disulfide reductase activity. The record is from RefSeq and is a predicted model, not a curated record.